CACACAAAUGCACAUUUCGCACCCCCGCACUCGAACGGGCUGCGAUGCAACUGUCACACGUUCUAACGGAAUUUUGGUUGCUUCGAUACUAACGCCUUGAUCCGGAUUUCGUUUCCCAUGGUUGCUGUUUGAUUGAUUGCGACCCAUUUUCAACCGACAAAAAGUGCCUUUGCUUUUGCUGAUUUUAAAAACGCAUAGUUUGUAAGUAAAAAAACCCUUGUAAAAAAUGGCUUCUUGCAGCGGAACAGGUCGUGUAACGGAUCAAAUCAUGGAUUACUAUCUUCGCUACGGUCAGAAUCGAGAUUUGGAAAAGUUUUUGCGGUUACGAGCCAGCACAACCCGAUCGUCCAGUGAUGGAAGUCUGCCAGCGUUCGAUGAGCUGGACCGAAGGUGCAAGGUCGCCGAAAAACUGGGACGAUCUAUGGAAAAUUUGAACAAAUUGCAGCAGGAGGAACAGAACCAGGAACGAAGUAAAUCGCAACAAGAUUUACUAAAUGCUUCCACCGGAAGUGGCAAAUCAGUAAAAAGCAAUAAAAGUGAACCCAAGAACGAGGCACCACCACCAAAGGCAGAAACCGUUGUGGUCAAGGAAUCGAAGGUCGAGAAAAAAUCCGGACGAAGCUUUAAUUUCAACCUUGAAUCAGUUAUCGAAAUAAAGCUUCCUCCGGCACCGGUCGUUAAGCACCCGGAAUUUAUAUUGCCACACUCGAAAGCGCUUCUGGCUCCGGCACCGGUGAUUCACGAGAUCAACUCAACCGCAACGCAAACCCUCCCGGAAGCUCGCUCAGUCGAACAACAAACCGAAGAAGAUCCGAUCAGACCGGUUCUAAAGCCUUCCAAAAAUCCCUCGGGUGCUGCAGUCCCAUCAGGUAGAGUACCGGCUCCGGCACCAUCGAAUACCACCUUUCUUAAUGUCGACGAGACAACGAUCGACACUACUCGAGAUAUCUCGCCGGUCAGCAGCGUUGCUUCCAAUCGACAACGGUUGGAGUGGGAUUCUCUCGGAGAUAUUGGUUACGACUCGAACGAGAAGUUUUACUUCUGUGGGGCGGCCGAUUUGAACGAAACGGAAAAACGAUGUUUGCAAAAAUAUUUUGCCAAGAAAGGUAUAAAUUUAGACGAGAAGAUCGUGGUGGUUAAGAAUCUUCCGAAAAGCGCUAAAACCGCUUCAAACUUAUCGAAAGAAGAUCAACGGAAGGGUGAAAUUAAACAAAGGUGGCAGGAUGUAUACAAAAAGUAUAUCGAAAAGUACCGAAACACUUCGGACAUUUCAUCAAUGAUGAUGAAUCCUGAUGCACAAAGUACACCAAAAAUUACAACGGUUAAAGAAAUGUCCAAGAAAUCUGUUAAGUCAACGCAAACCAGUCUGGUAAAAAACUUAAGCAAAUCAAUGCAGGUCGAGAAAAUUACUACCUCAGAAAAACUCAUAGGAACAGAAUCGCUCGCUUCCUCCUCCAACUCCUCAAAUGAUCAGAACCCUGUUUCCAGAAUUGAGCCAACUCCAUCAAAUCUAGAAAUUGACGAAACCGAAGGUGAGGCAACAAGUUUUCAGUUCUUCACUGCUGCGCCCAUCGAGAAAAGAAACUCAAAAGCUCAAAAAUCCUCAGCAGUAUCCACUAUUAAAACAACUCAACCGGAAACAAGUACCAGUUUUCAAGUUUCCUCGACAAACAGCACCUCGGCCCACGAAUCCUCUACAAACUCGUCCUCGUCCUCAUCGAAAAAACACCAACAGCUGUCCUCGGCAUCCCAUCGACCGUACGACUUCGAUGAAGAGCUGCGUCUAGGCAUGACCCUUUACGGAACCAUCUGCGAAUCGCAGAGUUUACCCGCCAAAGUGAAGCAGAGUUUGAUCGAUAAAAUUUUCCGCAAAAUGAUGCGAAAUGACCCACGGGGUCGAAGUCAGGACCAGCUGCUAGCGGAUGGUAAACUGUUGAAAGGAAUGGACCGAUUAGGCGAACAUCCUAUCAGCGGUAGCAGCAGAAAAAGUAGCCAAGGAAGUUUGCGGCAGGAAUCGAAUAGGAAUAGCACUGUGUCCAGCGGAAAGAUCAUCGAAGAGGUGAUCGUUAACAAGGACGAGGUCAUUGGUUCGAAAGACGACAAUUCGACCGAAAAAGAAGAUGCCCAUUCGCAAAUUGUGGAAGAACCUAGCGUUGCUAGUGAUAAAGCGACCAACCAGAGGUCCCAUAAAUCUGGAUCCUCGGAACUGCCCUCGUCGGGCACAAGUUCAUUGGUUCAUCCACGUCCCCGUCCAAAGCCUCAUCAAGAACAAGGAGAAACAUCAAAGCUUAUGUCCGAUGAUCAGCGGGUCAGUCGUGCGAUGUCCGAAUUUUUAAAGCCAAUCACUCACUCGGAACUUAAUUAUGCUAACCAGCAGGAGCUGCUUCGGAGUUUAGAACGACGCAGACAGGCCGAGAAGCGAAUUGUUGGUCGAGAAACAGUUAGUGCUCCUACUACCCAAUGUUCGGUUGUUUCAUCCGCUAAGGGUGAUAAAAUAUUUGAACUGUUCCGCAAAGAAAAGCAGUCCCAAAUGAUGAAGAUUGAUAAGAAGAUUGAGCAUUUGAAAUCACUGAAAGAGUUGUUACUAGAUGAUCAAAGGGUCGUAGAUGAAAUCGAGGGAGAUAUGCGUACUACUUAUCCGGUGGAAGUAAAGCUCCGGAAGGUUGGAUAUGAAGAGAAGGAAAACAUUUAUGAAAACACUAUUGAAGAUAUGAAACAAAAGAGUCGUAAUAGUGCUCCUGUUUACACAUCAAUCCAGCCGGAAACGCCGAGUGAAAAGACAAAGGAAUCUUCAGGGAGCUCUGCAUGGAACUCUCAUUACCACAUGAAAAAGAUGAUUCAGAACCGCUCGAAACUUGAAACGCCAACAUCCGAUGUGAGUGUGGCCACAUUCAUCAAAAACCGCCAAGAGAAGUUUAUUGAAGUAUAUCAACGUCAAAGAAAACAAAUGUUUGAAGAUCCUGGCCAUUUAUACACCAGACCAUACAGUGGCAGGCAGAGUAAACAUGAUCAUUACAUUCGACCAGAUCCAAAGUAUAAUAUUCAAAACAUUCGAAAGACAAACCUUCCAAGGUCCGAAGUGUUCAUUUCAUCUGAUUCCAUGUCAAUUCCUGCAGCUAACACAUUUUCCAACACAACUACACACCAAUACGAUAUAAAGACCUCGCGGUCGAGUUCCCAAUCAUCUCUCAAUGCCAAACCAGUAGGCACCCAAACUACCGGAUCGAUUUUUCGAACUAAACCUAUUUUCGAAACAGCUAAACCUAAACUGAAAGCAGUAUCUACGGCUGUCCAAGUGCCAUCGGCCGUCGGUUGCCAAUGCGCCUGUGAUUGUCCCUGCCGUGAACGAUCUUCCAUUCCGGCAGCUCAAUCUCAUGCAUCGAGAAAAACUGAGAUAGUUCAUAGUACACAAACCUACAACAAAAGGGAUAAACAGCAACAAGCCAAACCCAGUUCAAUCGCUUACGUCAUCACAUUCCAGGGCGAUUCCAACUCCAAGUCGAAAAAACCAACCAUAUCUACUCACGAAAAGGAUCGGGUCUACCGUGCGGAAUCCACUGACAUCAGCCUGUCAACAGGAAAUUCGAUAAAAGAAUCUCAUCGCGAACAACACGACUCCGAUUCCGAUCUGUUACCCCUGAAGGAGCAACUCCGCCGAAAUCGACCGCAAACGGUAAACCGCAUGAAACAACGACAGCAGUGUAUCAACGAACUCAACAAGCUACGCUCUGAGCGGAACAAACAACGAAAAAAGCUACUGUUGCUCACCUCGGACGAUUCGUUGAAAAGGAACGAUACCAACCGAAAACUUCCACCACCGCCGCUUGCUCAAAGGCGUAUCUUCUCCUCCAAGGACAUCCGCGAAAAUACUCGACGGCAGGUGCGCAACUUACCGGAGGUGCUUCGGAAGAAAGAAUUGGAGAAGGCUAACAAUCUGAAACGAAAGAAUCUUAUUCUGAGAGACAAGUUUAACAAGAACCUGCAAAGGAAGGUUCUCCAUGGACACGUUGAUUUGUCCAACAGUGUGCGGAUAAUGCAGGAUUGAUAACAACAAUGGGUUCCUCGAAUUGGAACCGAUCACGUUAAAACCACCAGCGCAAGUGUGUUGUCAUUAUACCGUUACUUAUUUCUAUUCAAAAAGUUGGUCUUUGAUUCGAUAUCACCAUUUUCAUUUUCACUAUCUUUUUCGGUAGUUCGUGUAUUACCGUCAAAAAUUUAUAACAACGCUUAAAUUACGGAUUGCACUUUAGUAAUAGGGAUAUAUUUUUUUUUAUAUUCUAGGAUGUAUCAUAGUACCACUGAUAAUGAUUGUAAGCGCCAGAUAACACUUCCUCAAGAGGUUCAUAUA
This is a messenger RNA of Uranotaenia lowii, 4348 nucleotides long. Its product is annotated as centrosome-associated protein Alms1a-like. The transcript has 5 exons. Lineage: Eukaryota; Metazoa; Arthropoda; Insecta; Diptera; Culicidae. Bases 227 to 4045 code for a protein of 1272 amino acids. The record is from RefSeq and is a predicted model, not a curated record.